This is a messenger RNA of Onychomys torridus (southern grasshopper mouse), 2551 nucleotides long. It is a transcript of the gene Dlgap5, whose product is annotated as DLG associated protein 5. The record is from RefSeq and is a predicted model, not a curated record. Gene Ontology annotation, cellular component: nucleus; spindle pole centrosome; cytoplasm. Gene Ontology annotation, biological process: centrosome localization; chromosome segregation; kinetochore assembly. The transcript is spliced from 19 exons. NCBI's taxonomy places the organism in Eukaryota, Metazoa, Chordata, Mammalia, Rodentia, Cricetidae. Gene Ontology annotation, molecular function: microtubule binding.
AUGAUUAAGAAGAGACCAGCACCAUUGAGGAUUUCUUCAUCACGUUUUGCCAGUCAGCUUCAGAAAGGUUUAAGCACUGAAAUGAUCAGAACUCAGAUUGCUCAGAGGAAGUCAUUAUCUCAGAAGGAAAACAGACACAAGGUAUAUGAACGAAACAGGCACUUCAGCUUGAAAGAUGUCAACAUUCCAUUGGAAGGUAGAGAUCUUGUUAAUAUACAUGAGAUGUCUCUAUACCUCGCUCCAGAAAAGGCCAAAACGAGUAAGUGAAGACCUUUCAAAACGGUUCUAAGUGACCAGUGGAAGCAGCUCCUCCAACAAUACAAGGAAGAAAAGUAGCUUCAGAAAUUGAAAGAACAAAGAGAGAAAGCUAAAUGAGGAGAGUUUAAAGUGGGUCUCUACAGGCCUGCUGCCCCUGGCUUCCUCGUCACAGACCAGAAGAAUGUGAGGACCCAGCCUGCUGCCCCCGCUUUUCCAUUCAAUGGGCAGAUUACAAGAUCCAAGGCCAAAGACCACAUGGAACACACUAAGCUUGAGAGCAGGAAUGUUCUCCAAGCAACACGAUGUGGUCCAAAACAAACUUCUGAAAAGAACAUACUGGACAAAGAGAAAAAAGUCGUGCAGCCCAUGGUGUCAUCAGGGAGAGUGACUGGAUCAGCUGUUCCUCAGAGUACAAAGCAGACAGCCCGGACAGUCUCCUCUGCCCAGGGAAAGCCAGUCACAGGAGUUGCUGGUGAGAAUGAAUCCGAAAGAGUGGGGCCGAGUAGAGGAAGACCUGCCAGAAAGGUGGAAGCCAAACUUGGCAAGGUCCUUCCCUCUAAAGUUGAUAGAGAAGAAAAUAGUAUGGAUCUGAAGACCAGUGUAACAAAUGGAAUGGAUCUGGGUGGAGCCUUCCCAGAGGUGGAGAGCUCAACUAAAACCGUUCCCGCAAAAGUGAAGGAGAGGAAGUCCUUUGCACCUGCCCAUUGUGUGUUCCAGCCUCCAUGUGGUCUGAAGACCUACCAAGUGGCACCCAUGGGUCCUAGAAGUGACAGUGCUUUCUUUACACCUGGCUGUGACUGGAUCCCUUUAAAACCAGAAGUGCCCUGGAGAGUUCUUGAAGAGCGACACUUGGAGAUGACCUGUGACCUCCACCUGUGCACACGCACACAUAUUGACAACCAUAAUAGAAGAGAACAUGGCUUAAAUCAAAAGGAAGUGUCUACUACAGAUUCCAAUCCCCUUUUUGUGGGAGGACUCACAUCACUUGAAGUAGGGAAAGGUCAGGUGUCUCAGCCACAGCAUGAUGUGGCAUAUUUCAGAAAAAUCCUCCAGUCAGAAACUGACAAGUUAACUUCACAGUGCCUGGAGUGGGACAAGAAGCUGGAACUCAACCUUCCUGAUGAAGCUAAAGACCUUAUUCACACAACAGUUGGUCAAAAAAGACUCCUUAUUAUGGAAAGAUUCAAACAGUUUGAAGGGCUGGUAGAUAACUGUGAAUAUAAACGAGGUGAAAAAGAGACAACCUGUUUUGACCUGGAUGGAUUUGGGGAUAUGGUUAAUUUUCAGGUAGAGGAUUUAAACCAAAAAUUCAACAGCCUCAUCAAACUUGAGGAAGCUGGAUGGAAAACCAAUAAUAAUCCAAGCAAAAAAGUCCUCCGGAAAAAAAUCGUGCCUGCCAGAACAAGCAAGGCACAAAAGGAUGCCAGUGGGAGAAUGGCAUCCAGAAAUCAUCUUGCUGCUAUAAAAAAUGCGAUGAGAGAGAGGCUGAAGCUGGAAGAGCAUGCCCCAGUCGCAGCUAGGGAAGUGCCAGGGGAAGUCGACAAAAUAGUGUUUGAGGCUGGGUUUUUCAGGAUUGAGAAUUCUGUCAAAUCGUUUGCAGCACUUUCCUCUGAAUGUCCUUCUCAGAGAUUUGGAGCACUUAAGUCUGCCAGCAGAGUCAUGCCUGAGAGUGGGGCUGCAGGGGACCUUCCAAGACAAAGGCUUUCGCUGGAGAAUCCUGAUUCUCACAGCAGCAAGAGUGAAAGUGUCCUCGAUAAGACAUUGUUUACAGACAUUCUUGAAAGCAGGUGCAGAAUGGAAGACACUUCAAGUCCUGGAGAACAAGAUUCAAGUGCCAUAGGCCAUGAUGUAAAUAAGAUGAAUGUGGAGAUGGAUUGUUCUCCUGCUGGUGGAGUGGUGGGUGAUACUAAGCCAGCAGAGGUACUUUCUGAUGUGGAAGGCUUGGAGUUCCAUUCUAAAGUCAAUUCCCAAGAUGUGCUGAUGAAUAAUCCUGAGACAAACUCCCCCUCACGAAGUGCUUCCUCACAGGAAGAAGUCAAAGUGUCCCAGUCAGUACCAUUGCACAGACAGCUCACUUUUGAAUACUACCCUCUCGAUCUACCAGCCCUAAGCAGCACCAGUCCCUGCACACAGGUGGAGACCAGGAAGCCAGAGCGUGCCAGACACAUCUCCUUUGGUGGUGACCUCAUUGUCUUCUCACCGCUGAGACCCCGAAGUAAAGAGCACCAGGAGGGUUUUUAACAUCAAAAUAACUCCAAACAGUUUUUUCUUCAUGUCAUUAAUUCUCUGAUAA